AUGGCCCAGGAUCUUAAGAAUAUCUUCACCCUGCGCACGCCUGAAGAUGCCGCAAAGAUCUCGGCUCUGGCCCAGAAAGGUCAGAAGAUGAUCGAUGCUCGGCAUGAACAUCGGUGGAUGGAGACUGGAGUUCACCCGUGGGAGAUUCUCCCAACGGGAGACGGCUGGGCCCGGUUGACAACGGCUCGGGUGGAUCAUCCCGAGUGCGUGGUGGGAGGCUCCUUCAUCGGCAUGGAAGUGGCGAGUUCGUUAGCCAAAAAGGGCUGCGAUGUGGCGGUCAUUGCCAUGGAGACGGUGCCCUUCGAGCGAGUGCUGGGGAAGAAGGUGGGAGCCUCCUUUGCACGCAAGCUGCAGAAGGAAGGCGUGGAGUGGUUCGGCACCUCCUCCGUGCGCCUCUUCCGCGGCAACGACGCGGUGAACGGCGUGGAGCUGGAGGAUGGCGAGGUGUUGCCUGCGGAUGCUGUGGUGGUGGGUGCUGGAGUGCUGCCCAACACGCGUUUUGUGGAAGGCUUGUCCCUGGACAAGAACGGCGCCAUCAUCGUGAAUCCCUUGUUGCAAGCAGAGAACUGCGAGAACCUCUUCGCGGCCGGCGAUGUCUGCGCCUACCCUGCGGUGAAGACCGGACAGCGCGUGCGGAUCGAACACUGGGAUGUUGCCAUGCAACAGGGACGGGUGGCGGCCAACAAUAUGUUGGGCAAGUUCCAGCCCUUCACCACGACGCCCUUCUUUUGGUCAGGGCUCUUUGGCAACCUGAACUUACGCUUCGUGGGGCAUGCACCUGAAGCCUUAGAUCGUGUCAUCAUCGAAGGGGAUGUGAGCAACAUGGAGUUUAUCUCUUACUACACCGAGGAUGACGAGAUUCGUGCGGUGGCCACAGUGAACCGCGACCCCAUCGCCGUGGUGUGCGCGGAGCUGAUGCGACGGGGACGCAUGCCCAGCGUGUCGGAACUCAUGCUGGGCACAGUGAAUGCAGAGGUGCUAACUCAGUCUUCCAAAUUGACCCUGAAGUUGUUGGGCGACAAGAAGGCGACGCAAAGGGCGAAACUCCUUUUGGAGGUGCACAUCAAGCAUCAAUCACAGAUCCAAAAUUUCCAAGAUGUCAGGGAGAAGAGGUUGAAGGCAUUGGAAAACAAGCGAAAUCGUAUUGAAGGUUCUGGUUUCAAACAUUCCUGCGAGUUUACCGUGGAUGGCAACUUCAUUCCCCGCAUCAUUGGCAAGGGCGGCGAGACCAUUCGCGCCGUAAGGGAGAAGUAUGAUGUGAACAUCCGCAUCUUAGAGCCCGAGGAGAGCGGCGCCACGGGCGCCACGGGCGCCACGGCCUCGGGCUCCCGUGUGGUGCGCAUCUUCGGGAACAACGCGCAGAACGUGGCCAGCGCCCGGGCAGAGGUGGAAUACGUGGAGGAGGCGAUGUCGCUCGAAGGAGACCAAUACAACUGGCUGGCUGGGAGCAAAGGGAUGCGUAGCGUCUGGGCAUUCAAAGAAGCUGCUGGCUUGGUCUAUGCACGUUUGGACUAUGACAGCCAACAGCUGCUGUUGUGUGGUACUCGAUCUUCCGUGGAAGAUGCCAUCGCGCUCUUUGAGACCCAUUUCAUGUACUGCCCCGUCUUCCGUCAAAUGGAUGAGGAGAUGGAAAACAUCUUUGCAGAACUUGAGUCCUAUGGCGACUACGAUGCUCGCUGGGAGUCUUGGCAGGAAGAGCCCAAGACCAAGGGCAGUUGGGGCAAGGACCGAAACGACCGGAACGACCGAAACGACCGGGACAAAGAGAAGGACAGCCGCGGCUACUCAGGCAGCCAGAACGGCAGCGGACGAUGGGCCGACCGCGAGAGCAAGGACACUCAAAACGAGCGCGGUGGACGCUGGGAGAAGCGAAAGGCUGAACGAGGUGACGACCGAGAGCCUCAGGAGCCGAUCGAAGAUUCCACGACAGCUCCUGAGAGGUCCCAUUCAUCCAGAGAAGGCAAAGGUGGGAAGAAGCAAAGAGAAGUCGUCUUGGCGGAGCCGAAGGGUGCCAAGGGCGAGGCUGAACAGGGGAAGGCGACCGGUCGACGGCGGCCGCCUGUGGGUUCAGGAGAAGAUGGGGACUCGGUGAACGGCAGGGCAGUGAGACGCGGCAAGAUGGGCCUUCGCUCUUGA
Molecule: messenger RNA, 2136 nt
Organism: Cladocopium goreaui
Lineage: Eukaryota; Dinophyceae; Suessiales; Symbiodiniaceae
Source: the annotation of a GenBank genome assembly